This is a messenger RNA of Durusdinium trenchii, 1192 nucleotides long. The record is from the annotation of a GenBank genome assembly. Lineage: Eukaryota; Dinophyceae; Suessiales; Symbiodiniaceae.
UGCGAAAGACACCGAUCAAACCAUCCCGGACAUCGCGAGCUCUCGCGCCGUCGCCAUGUCCGGGGCGCCCCCGCCACGCCCCGGCGUGUGGCUCUGUCGGCGAUCCUCGCGCUCGGUCGCUGCCUUGCCCUCCGAGGAGACGGGGCGGCACCGCUUCCUCGUAGGCACCUGCGACCUGAACAGCCCGAAUGAGAUCCAUUUGGUGGAGUUUGCGGAGGAGACGGCGGAGAUCGCCUGCAAGCAAACCAUCCCGACAGAUGACGAGGUUUGGCUGAUUAGUCCUUGCCCGACGGAUUCGAAACUGGUUCUCACUUCCGGGACCUGCCACAGCGGCACCAAGAACAGUGCAUCCUUGCGUGUGCUGAGACUGGACAACGGGGAGGUGACCCAGCAGCCUUUGUUGGUGGACGAGGAGCAUCCCUUAAGUUCAUCGGUGAAGAGCGCCUUGUGGGACCCUCACCAGAAAGGCAGCCUGGUCUUGGCUGACAGCGAGGCGGUGCAUAGCUUCCAGGGAGCCUCAGCCUCUGGUGGUACCUUGCUGCGGCAGAGCACGCUGGACGUGGGGCAGAGGUGCAAUGGCGCCUGCCUGGACCCACAUCAUCGACAGCAGCUCAGUACCGUGGACGACGGCCAUUUGAAGACGUGGGAUCUGCGAAGCAAUCGCUUGGCCUUCCGGAAGGAUGGAGCGCACCUGUUUGGAGCCAAAGAUGUGGAUUACAAUCCCAAUGUGCCAUAUCAGGUGCUCACCACCGGAGAGGAUGCAUGUCUCCGCUUCUGGGAUCUCAGGCAGCUCAGCAGCUCCUUACGUUCCUUAACGGGCGGACAUCACCACUGGGUGGUUCGCUCCCGGUACAAUGCGCACCACGACCAGCUGGUGCUCUCCUGCGGAAGCGACUCGCUGCUCUGCUUGUGGCGCAUUCCUUCGGUGGCGUCGGCGCCCUUGGGCGCCGCGAAGGCCCAGGAUGCGCAGAAGAGCCCGGAUGGGCUGGUGCGGAAGUAUGAAGAGCAUGAGGACUCCUGCUAUAGCUGUUGCUGGAGCGCCGCCGAUCCCUGGGUCUUUGCGUCGGUGUCCUUCGACGGGAAGCUGGUAGUGAAUCGGGUGCCGGGUGAGGAGAAGUAUAGGAUCCUGAUGUGAGCACAUUGUGUGUAUGCCGCAAAUGCUGGUCAAAUAACGAGAACAGCCGAGAAAGGC